Molecule: messenger RNA, 1455 nt
Organism: Exophiala mesophila
Lineage: Eukaryota; Fungi; Ascomycota; Eurotiomycetes; Chaetothyriales; Herpotrichiellaceae
Exons: 1
Coding region: 62-934 (290 amino acids)
Source: RefSeq, a predicted model, not a curated record
CAAGAAUAUAAGCUAUAAAGACAUGCAAGUCUCCAGCCUCAAGGGCCUAGUCUAACCGACAAUGUCUCAUAAUCCCAAUAACCCGACACCCACAGCAACCACCACGGCCCUUCACCCACUCCACGGCCAAAUAUCAUCCCAACUCGCAUCUCGCCACUCGUUAGUUGUAUCGCCGAACUGGCUCACCAAUUUCCUAUCUUCACGAGGAGCGAAUCUCCCUCCACUACCGGCUUUAGUGUCAACCGCACACUUUCGAAUCCUCGCAAGCGACAUCACCACGUCACUUUCGCCCGCUGGAGGUCAAGAGGUACUUCCUCGAGCGGUCGACGAUGUCAAUGUCAAGGAAUUGCGUCUUCAGGCAUCUGUACUAGUACAGGUCCUCGAUGUGGUGGAUGUCGGUAGCAGUAAGUGGAGUCAAGUCGAGGCGAUUGAGCGAGUCGAACGUGGUGAGGAGAUCAGGGGGAGGGAGGUCAUUAGGACUGUUGGCGGUAUGACUGACGAUGAUGAUACCACCACCACUACAAAUUCAGCAAAUACCCCCACUGGAGCUCAAUUGCAAAGCGCCUCGAAACUCAGCGCCGGUCCACAUAAACUCGUCCUACAAGACGCAAAGGGCGUGAGGGUCAUGGCCUUUGAACUCGUCAAGAUCCCCAAAAUCGGCUUGUCGACUGCGGCAUCAGCUUCGUUGCCCACCGCUACCGUUCAGCCUCAGCGACAAAAUAACUCUCUGCAGAUUAACGGCGAGGAUCCGGGCACGUUUAUCGGGGUCAAAUUGCUCUUGAGUCCUGGCACGCUGGUUCGUCGGGGGAUGGUUAUGCUGACGCCUGACACCUGUGUUGUCCUGGGUGGUAAGGUUGAUGCUUGGGACAAGAAAUGGAAGGCCGACAGAAAGGCAACACUGACGGCCUUGGUAGCAGAGGCGGCUGCCGGGUGAGGAUAAUGAAACACUCACAGUACGACACGAUCCUCGUGCAAAAGUAGUCAAAGGGCAUUGUUGACCUCUUCUGUCUCUAUCAACUAUCCUGGACCACACUUCAACUACUCUGGUGUUACAUUUCGGCAUGUUAAGCUCGAUCUAUCAGGCUACCCAACAUUGACGCUCGUCUACUGAUCGAGUCGCCUUCCUUGAUCGUCGUCACCCUUCAGCUGCAAGUUCCAAUCGCCAUGGCGCUAUCAUUCUUGCCUUCAAAUGAUCCUCAUGCCGACCCGAACUUUCGUAAGCUCGGCUUAAGUCAUCAGCAGCAAGCCUGCCUCUGGGAGGAAUUUGUUUCUCGGCGUUCAAGAUGGCCAUUUCCGCAGCAUAGCCUUCAGCAUUCCGACCCUUGGUCGCCUGUGACAGCUCGAGCCAUCCCUGCGGCUGUCCUGGUGCCAACAUGAUCCCACUCAAUGCAUCAGCAAGCAGACCCAUAUUGUCUCUGGAUGCUGGAUUGUUCUCCUUGCACGCUACAAUUCCGG